Maylandia zebra (zebra mbuna) is the source of this 1535-nucleotide messenger RNA. RefSeq lists its product as uncharacterized. Lineage: Eukaryota; Metazoa; Chordata; Actinopteri; Cichliformes; Cichlidae. Gene Ontology annotation, cellular component: membrane. The record is from RefSeq and is a predicted model, not a curated record.
UUUCACUCGCCUCUGAGGCUGCUUACUAACAAUUUGGAGUCCGUUCAGAGCACCACACCCACCUUUGUUUUUGAUGGAAAAGCUGCUGACUUGAUCAACACAGGCUGAACAGACAUGGAAGCUGCAGUUGGACUGUUGCUGGUGUUGCUUGGAGUCUCUCAUGGUGUGGAAACUCACUGUGAUGGCAGAUGGGAUGGAGCUCAGUGUUAUGGACCUUUGGGAGGAACUGUGAAAAUCCAGCUGAUGGACAACACUUCAGAAAUUAAUAAAUACAAUUUGUUAAAAAAUACAUUAAAAAUAUUAAAUGUAAGAAAUAAUAAGGUUACUUCUAAUUCUAUAAGAGUGGAUCUUUUUCCCAGUAGAGGAACAUUUAGGAUCAAUAACCUGAGCAGCUCAGACAGUGGUAAUUAUACCCUUCAAACCUUUGACUCAGAUGGAAGAUCAUCAGGCGGGUGGACUUUACAGUUGUUCAUUCAAGCUCCUGUGUCCUCUGUGGUGCUGCUCUCUGAGUGUCUGUCCCAGGGAGAGAUGAGGGUGUCCUGCUCCUCUCAGGGAGGGGACAGUCCUCAGUACAGCUGGACUCUGGAUGGACGCACACUGACAGAUGCUCAGCUCCUUUCUGUAAAUAAUGAGACUAACAUCAUCACUCUGAAACAGCACGUGUCAGGACAUCUGGUCUGCUCAGUCAGUAAUAAUGUCAGUAAUGUCGACAAAGAGGAGAGAAUAUCGACCUGUGGCUUUAUUUUCAUUAACUGUACUUCAGUCAAUGGGACACAGAUAUCACGGUGGGUGUAUAAAGCUAAUAACACCCUGUGUACUCCACCAAAACAGACUUCUGUGGGUAAGGAUUAUGGAACUACCAUCAGUGAUGAGCCAUGGUACAUUAGAAAUUUGCCACUGAUCGGUAGUGUUCUCUCAGCGCUGGUAAUUUUCUUGGUUGUUGGUGUAGUAGUCAUAUGUGCUUUGAGGAAAAAGCAAAACAGCAAACCUCCAAAAAAGGAGGAAGAAGAUGACCAGGAAGUCUUUGCUGAUGUCAAGUUUGUCAAAAGGCAGGCAAACCAAGCUGAGAAAAAAGCUGCUGUGGAGCACGGCCAAGUAAAGUCUGCAAAGCGACCUCGGAGGUCUGAACCAGCAGGAACUGAUUGUGUGUAUGCUAACGUCCAUAAAGUCAGGUGAAGAAGUGCUCAGUGCUUUUGGACAGACAGCUCCACUGAAAGUAGCUGGAGUGAGGAGCUGAUGUUAAGAUGCCUAAAGGUCCUUCAUUUAAUGUAAAUUCCCCGUAUAAAAUACAAACCAUAGCUUAUAAGGUUUAAUGUAUUGGACUAUUUAACUGUCACUUUUGUAAUAUAUCAGGUCAUUAACACAACUAUUGUUACAUGACCUCUUGAUUUAAUUACAAACACUGAGUGUUUUCUGCAUCUGUACUCUGUGGAAGCCUUUGACUAGUUCUUCACUUGGUAAAGGUUCGACCAACAUGUAAAUGGAAACAUGAUAAAGAGAAAGCAUUUUAACAUUUAUGAAAAUAUGACUGUAAA